Molecule: messenger RNA, 2684 nt
Organism: Pristis pectinata (smalltooth sawfish)
Lineage: Eukaryota; Metazoa; Chordata; Chondrichthyes; Rhinopristiformes; Pristidae
Gene: ampd3a
Product: adenosine monophosphate deaminase 3a
Exons: 15
Coding region: 56-2353 (765 amino acids)
Biological process (GO): IMP salvage; AMP metabolic process
Cellular component (GO): cytosol
Molecular function (GO): AMP deaminase activity
Source: RefSeq, a predicted model, not a curated record
UCCCACCGCAGCUGCAGCUCGAACACCCGCUCUGUAUUCCUGUCCCUCAGUGGAGAUGCCGAGACAAUUCCCAAAGGUCACCCAGACGGAGGAGGAUGAGCACGUCCGGAUUAUAGCAGAGAAGGUGUUUGCUUCUGCUCUCCGGGAGGAAGACACCAAGGAUGCACUGUCCCUGUUUGACAUCGCCGAGGAUUGUCCGAUCGGGAAAAAGGAGGCGAAGGAGAGGGAGCUGCAGAGGGAGAUCGCUGAGCAACAGUCGGAGACCUCGGCAAAAAGGAAGAAGAGCUUCAGACUGAUUCGAUCCCAUUCGCUCUCCCUGCAGAUCCCCACCUGUGACAGAGCACUCUCGUUGGCUUCUCCAGCUAUAACUCCACAGACACCCAAUCAGAAUGUUCCUUUGUUCGGCAUGCAGCUGCCCUAUGAAGUGCCUGAGUUUCAACGAGUGACCAUUAGCGGGGAUUACUGCGCUGGGAUUACUGUGGAGGACUACGAACAUGCUGCCAGAGGGCUGAUAAAGGCUUUAUUCAUUCGAGAGAAGUACAUGCGCCUCGCCUACCAGACGUUCCCCAGAAUAACCGGACAGUACAUGCGGUCCAUCAGGAAUGACCAGUGGCUGGAGGAAGAUGAAGUAAUGCCCGACUUCCACCCAGCUCCCAGGGAUGGGGAGGAUCCCUAUGAUCUCAGCGACGCUCCAGAGAACCUGGAAUAUGUGGCAAGGAUGAAGGAAGGCAUCACCCUGGUUUAUGAGAAUAAGGAGAUGCUGGAACAAGAGGAACCCAAAGGUCUCCCGUACCCUGACCUCGAGACCUUCACACUGGACCUGAGUCACAUCCUUGCACUGAUCGCUGAUGGCCCCACGAAGACCUACUGCCACCGGCGGCUGAACUUCCUGGGCUCCAAGUUCUACCUGCACGAAAUGCUGAACGAGAUGGCUGAGCUGAGGGAACUUAAGGGUGUGCCGCAUCGGGACUUCUACAAUGUCCGCAAGGUGGACACACACAUCCAUGCAGCUGCCUGCAUGAGCCAGAAACAUCUGCUGAGGUUCAUCCAGCAGACCAACAAGAAGGAGGCGGACAGGGUUGUCCUGGAGAGGAAGGGGCACAAGCUGACCCUCCGCCAGCUCUUCGCCAGUCUCAACAUGGAUCCCUAUGACCUCACUGUCGACUCGCUGGAUGUGCAUGCGGGUCGUCAGACAUUUCAUCGAUUUGACAAAUUUAAUGCAAAGUACAACCCGGUGGGCGCCAGCGAGCUGAGAGAUCUCUACCUGAAGACUGACAAUUACAUCCAGGGGGAGUACUUCGCCCGCAUCCUCAAGGAGGUCUCCCGGGAUCUGGAAGAGAGCAAAUACCAAUACUCCGAGCCCCGCCUCUCGAUCUACGGAGGCUCACCCAGUGAGUGGGCGAACCUGGCCAAGUGGUUCAUUAAACACCGAGUCUACUCGCCCAACGUCCGCUGGGUCAUUCAGGUCCCUCGCAUUUACGACAUCUUUCGAGCAAAAAAAAUCCUGCCAAGUUUUGGGAAAAUGCUGGAGAAUAUUUUCCUGCCUCUGUUCGAAGCAACCAUCAACCCUAAAGAAAACCGAGAGCUGCAUCUGUUCCUGAAAUACGUGACAGGGUUUGACAGCGUGGACGAUGAAUCCAAACACAGUGCUCACAUGUUCUCAAUAAAGAGCCCAAGCCCCGAGGAGUGGACUCGGGAGCAGAACCCUCCCUACAGCUACUACCUCUACUACAUGUACGCAAACAUCAUGGUCCUCAACAACCUGCGCAAGGAGCGAGGUCUGAGCACCUUCCAGUUCCGCCCUCACUGUGGAGAGGCCGGCUCCAUCACACACCUGGUCUCGGCGUUCCUCACCGCACAGAACAUUUCCCACGGACUCAACCUCAAGAAGAGUCCUGUUCUUCAGUACCUCUACUACCUCACCCAGAUCCCCAUCGCAAUGUCUCCCCUCAGCAACAACAGCCUUUUCCUGGAGUAUUCCAAAAACCCACUGCGGGAGUUCCUGCACAAAGGCCUCAAGGUGUCCCUGUCCACUGACGAUCCCAUGCAGUUCCAUUACACCAAGGAGGCACUGAUGGAGGAGUAUGCAAUAGCUGCACAAGUCUGGAAGCUCUCCACCUGCGACCUGUGUGAGAUUGCGAGAAACAGCGUGCUCCAGAGUGGCUUAUCUCACGAGGAGAAGCAGCACUUCUUAGGGGUGAACUACUUGAAGGACGGGCCCGAGGGGAACGACAUCCGGAAGACGAAUGUGGCCCAGAUCCGGAUGGCUUUCCGAUAUGAGACCCUGUGCAAUGAAUUGUCCUUCCUGGUGGAUGCAGUGAAAUCACCAGAGAUGAGUGGGUCACUGGAUUAGCAGCGGCCAGCACCCCCGACAAGGGCAGUGGUGUGGAUACACAAUCUCGUUGUAAUCUUCACUGAAAACACACUGGGAGAUGAGGCUGGGCUAAACUCAGAAACACACAACGGCCAUCUCACCGGUAAAAAAUAAAAUCAAUGCAUGUUACUCACCGUAUUAUAAUACCCUCACCCAAUGCUUCAUUAGAUUUUACUUCAGUCUAUUUUAAAAAUAACCCCAGUGCAAAUAGAGUGUAUAUAGAUGAGUGUAUAACGUGUACAGUACACAAGCUAACCUGGAAAGAUUCUAUUUGUACAGUCAACCAGGAAUAAAAUACAGAUACAACUGC